Messenger RNA from Motacilla alba alba, 2589 nucleotides. It is a transcript of the gene NPR1, whose product is annotated as natriuretic peptide receptor 1. The record is from RefSeq and is a predicted model, not a curated record. The transcript has 10 exons. Gene Ontology annotation, molecular function: natriuretic peptide receptor activity; peptide hormone binding. Lineage: Eukaryota; Metazoa; Chordata; Aves; Passeriformes; Motacillidae. Bases 943 to 2589 code for a protein of 548 amino acids. Gene Ontology annotation, cellular component: membrane. Gene Ontology annotation, biological process: regulation of blood pressure; vasodilation.
GAGCUCAUGAAUGGAGCGCGCGCACCACGGCCUUAAAGUGCCCGGCAACCUCCUACAUACAGCAGCAGAGUGGCGCAGCGGGAGCGUGCUGGGCCCAUAACCCAGAGGUCGAUGGAUCGAAACCAUCCUCUGCUAGCUGAGUUUCUUUUUCUCCACGCGAGGUUCACUUUCCUCGUUAAGAUAUUUUAUUUGCUAAUUUAACUUCUUAACGCUUCCCUGAUGCUUGCCCAGCCUUCUCUCGCGCGGCGAGCCGGCAGCAGCGUGGGGCUACCGGUGUCACGGGUGUCACCCCACCCGCGUCCCCGGCAGCUGCGGGUGCGCCGCGGCCGGACUCUUGAGCGCGUCCCCCUGUGUAUGUCUGCAACCUCUGCCCGUGUCCCCAUCCGCGCGUGUCCCCCGAGCGCUGCCAGUGUCCCUGGCAGCCGCGCGACCCCCGGGGGUGGCACCUCCGGGGUCACCCCCCCACUGUCGUGGGGCUGCCGUGACCCCUCCGCGGGGCAGAACCUCCCACGGAGGUGAGGGGCCAGAGGUGUCCGAGCCCCCUCUGCGUCCCCCAGGGCCGCGCGAAGGCUGCGGAGCUGCGUGGGGACAGCGUGGGGUCCGUGGGUCGGGGUGUCCCCUGCACCCUUACGAGUUUCUCGGGUCUCAGCGCCCCACGCGUGACCGGACCAGCAGCGACACCUGUGUGCUGGCGACCGCCGAGAGCGGCGGGGACAGAUCCCGGCACAAGCCCACCGCCCCACGGGCGGGAAUGUCCCCACCCGCCAGCGGGCGGCCCCAUCCGCCGCCCAUCCCGGCCGGAAUGCCGUGGGGGGAGCGGGCAGGAAGGAGUUAACUCGGUGUGGAUGAUAACGGCCCUUUGUGUCACCAGUGGGGGGGGCGAGCAAGGGCUCAGCCCCGCCGCGGGGGCGGGGGGGGGAAGCCACUCUCCCUCCGUGGGCGAUGCUGGCGGUGCUGGCCCCGCUCCUGGCCCCGCUCCUGGCCCCGCUGCUGGCCCCGCUCCCGGCCGCGGGGACGGCCCCGGCCCCGCUGACCCUCGCCGUGGUGCUGCCCCGGCGCAACCUCACCUACCCGUGGGCUUGGCCGCGCGUGGGACCCGCCGUGCGCUUGGCCGCGGCCGCCGUCAAUUCCCGGCGGGAUCUGCUGCCCGGCUUCACCCUGGGCUGGGUGUUCGGCGACAGCGAGGACCGCCACGGGGUCUGCUCGGAAAUGGCCGCGCCGCUGGUGGCCGUGGACCUGCGGCUCGCCCAUCACCCCGCGGCGUUUUUGGGGCCGGGGUGCGUCUACUCGGCGGCGCCGGUGGCCCGGUUCACCAGCCACUGGCAGCUGCCGCUGGUCACGGCGGGGGCCGAGGCGCACGGCUUCGACGACAAGAGCGAGGAGUUCGGCUUGACCACCCGCGCCGGCCCCAGCCACCGCAAACUGGGCGAACUGGGCGUGCAGCUGCACCGGCGCUUCAACUGGACGCGGCGGGCGCUGCUGGUGUACUGGGACGAGCGGGUGGACGACCGGCCCUACUACUUCGCCGCCGAGGGUCUGUACGUCCAGCUGCCCACCCUGCGCAACAUCACGGUCAUGGACGUCGUGUUCCGCGACGGCGGCAACUUCUCCUUCAUCAUCCAGGAGAUCAAGGCCAAGGGGCGCAUCGUGUACGUGUGCUGCGCCCCGGACACGCUGCGGGAGCUGAUGCUGCAGGCGGAGCGCGAGGGGCUGACGGGCGGCGACUUCGCCUUCUUCUACAUCGACACCUUCGGGGCCAGCCUGCGGGGCCGCCGCUUCCCCGAGCCCCGGCGGCCCUGGCACCGCGGAGACCCGCACGACGCCCGCGCCCGCCGCGCCUUCCAGGCUGUCACCAUCAUCACCUACAAGGAGCCCGAGAACCCCGAGUACCGGCCCUUCCUGCAGCGGCUCAAGGAGGAGGCGCGGGACCACUUCAACUUCUCCAUGGAGGACGGACUGAUGAAUUUCAUCGCCGCCGCCUUCCACGACGGGGUCCUGCUCUACGCCCAGGCCCUCAACGAGACCCUGGAGCGCGGCGGCUCCGUCAGCGACGCCUCGGCCAUCACCCGCCAGAUGUGGAACCGCACCUUCUACGGUGUCACCGGCUUCCUGAAGAUCGACGAGCAGGGGGACCGGGAGAGCGACUACUCCCUGUGGGACAUGGACCCCGAGCAGGGCAACUUCCAGAUCGUGGCCAACUACAACGGCACCACCAAGAAGAUCCAGAUGGUGCCGGGCCGGGAGUUCCACUGGCCGGGGAACGCGGUCCCGCCCGAUGUCCCUCCCUGUGGCUUCGAGGGCACCGACCCCCAGUGCCGCAAAGCCUCGCUGACCACGCUGGAGGUGCUGUCGCUCGUGGUCAGCCUGAUGCUCAUGGCCAUCACCGUCACCUCCUUCUUCAUCUGCAGGAAGCUGCAGCUGGAGAAGGAGCUGGCGGCCGAGCUGUGGCGGGUGCGCUGGGAGGACGUGCAGAUGAGCAGACACUGGGUGGAUGGCGCCUUUUUCUUGCAGAAAAUGGACGCCAUUUGUGGCCACCUGCCGCUCCAGAAGAUGACCGCCGUUUGUGGCCACUCACGCCACCUGGAAUAG